UAAGCUUUUCAAAUUUUGGAGCUUUCGAUACCGAUUACAAAGUCAAUUUUCAAAGUAAUCUCGUCGUUCUGAGCCGCAUCGUAUUGUUUACUUCACUUUUAGCGUGGUCCGUAUAGCACAAGUUAUCAAAAUGAUGUUUUAUAUGCUGGCUAUAGAUGUCAUUCUGUAUUUCCUGCUCUUGCCCGAUUUUCCUUUAUGGGCUUUCUUGCUUUUCAAGUUGGUGUUUAUCAAUAGACCGCUGGAGAGGAUUGGAGUUGUUAUGUUGAAUGCCGUAGCCAAGUGGUAUAUAUAUCCAUACCUGGAGGAAUGGGUUGCCUUAGAGGAAGCGAAAUUGAACUCGGAACACCUUUAAUUUCUUUAUAAGAUAAAUGCAAGAAUGAUGUGAAGAAAACUAAAGUAAUACAACAUAAAGAAGAUUUUAGAGAUAA
Molecule: messenger RNA, 428 nt
Organism: Drosophila teissieri
Lineage: Eukaryota; Metazoa; Arthropoda; Insecta; Diptera; Drosophilidae
Exons: 2
Coding region: 131-352 (73 amino acids)
Source: RefSeq, a predicted model, not a curated record